This is a messenger RNA of Neurospora crassa OR74A, 2190 nucleotides long. Its product is annotated as mitochondrial oxaloacetate transporter. The coding region runs from base 536 to 1465 and encodes 309 amino acids. The transcript is spliced from 3 exons. NCBI's taxonomy places the organism in Eukaryota, Fungi, Ascomycota, Sordariomycetes, Sordariales, Sordariaceae. Gene Ontology annotation, biological process: transmembrane transport. The record is from RefSeq and is a predicted model, not a curated record.
CCACGGCAUCGGAGGAGGAUCUUGACACCAACUUCCGUGCCUGACCCAAAGCGGGAGUUGGUCCCAGUCGAUCACUUCGACCCCCUUGUCUGCCCGGCGACUGACCGGCGAGGCCACCUUGAAGCUCCAAUAAAUUUCCCGGACAGCUCUCGGUGGUCUUCUCUUUCCUUCCUGUUCCUGGAGAAAGAAGCAGUCGUCGUCGUUCGUUGUGACUUCGUUCAGUUGUACACCUGUACAUACACCGAUCUGAUCUUUCCCCAGAUCAUCCCCUCAUUGCCGUCGUUACUCUCCGUGAUACGGUGACAUCCACUCCCGCCUUCCCCGGCCUACUCCCGAAUUAGUUCCCGUGUUCCCCCCUCUCUCUCUCCGAACACCGGCAAGACUCGGCAUUGCGCCUUUCUUUGACUUUGCGCGCCAACUCCGUCGCAAUCAACCCAAAGACUCUGGGGACUCGACUUGAGUUCUCCCUGAUAUUUUCCCCUCCCUCACCCUUCUUCCCCAUACAUUCUCCCAAAACAGAUACCCUAACGUCACUAUGUCAACAACAGCAGGCGCCUUUAUAGCCGGCGGCAUCGCAGCCUGCGGCGCCGUAACCGCCACGCACCCCUUCGAGACCGUCAAGAUCCGCAUGCAGCUCCAAGGCGAGCUCCAAUCCUCUACCUCCUCCCCUCACUUCUACCGGGGUCCGAUCCACGGUGUCUCCGUGAUCGUGCGCAACGAAGGACUGGGCGGCAUCUACCGCGGUAUCGGGUGCGCGUACAUUUACCAGAUCCUCCUGAACGGAUGCCGCCUGGGGUUCUACGAGCCGAUGCGACACGCGCUUGCGACCACGCUCUUUAACGACGCAAAGACGCAAAACCUGGGCAUCAACAUGUUUGCCGGCGCGGCGAGUGGCAUCAUGGGCGCCAUGGCGGGGUCGCCCUUCUUUUUGGCCAAGACGAGGUUGCAGAGCUACAGCCCCUUUUUGCCGGUCGGCACGCAGCAUCAGUACAAGAACGCCUGGGACGGGUUGACGAAAAUCUACAAGGGGGAGGGUGUGAAGGGGUUGUACAGAGGUGUUGGGGCGGCCAUGAUCAGGACGGGCUUUGGAUCUUCGGUGCAGCUCCCCACGUACUUCUUUGCGAAGAGGCGGUUGGUAAAACACUUGGGCAUGGAGGAGGGGCCGGCGCUGCAUUUGGCGAGUAGCACGGCGAGUGGAUUUGUGGUUUGCGUAGUGAUGCAUCCUCCUGACACAAUCAUGUCCCGCCUCUACAACCAAAACGGUAACCUGUACAAGGGCGUCUUCGACUGCUUGGCCAAGACCAUCCGCGCCGAGGGUUUCUUCGCCAUCUACAAGGGCGUCAUCCCCCAUCUUACCCGCAUUCUCCCGCACACCAUCCUGACCCUCAGCUUGGCCGAGCAGACCACGAAGCUGGUCAAGAAGCUGGAGGACAAGAUUCUUGGGCCCGAGACCCGGGUCCUAUAGACGAGCGCACGAGUCCUAUAGUCUUUGGAGACUGCUCAACCAUUGGGCAUGGGCCAUGGGCCAUGAUGGAGGUGGUGCCUACUAGGUCACCAGGCCCCAGCUCGAUAUAUGAUUGAAGAGGGGAGGGGAAAGGGGCACCAAUGAAAGGGGAGGAUAUAACCAAAAAAGAAAGGAAACGGACGGGUUUGAAAGAACGCGGUUCGGUGGGGAGGAAACGGUGAUUUUCUACAAUCGAACAUCUGGCUAUAGACUUCAUCGGCGGGCGGAUAUCCUCUUUUUGUUCUAGACAUCAGGCGUUAAUCUCUUCUUUUUUUUUUUUUCUUUUUUUUUUUCUUGGCUUAUGGGAAGCGUUUUUACUUCCUCUUACUCUUUUUUUGUGGAAUUGGUUGUCGGGUAGGGAGGUAGGGUAGGCGACAGGUCGGGUCUCAUGGGGAGGUCUGACGGGAUCAUAUACACAUUUUCGUUUUUUGAUAAUCGUGGUUACCAACUAGAGGGCAGCGAAGGCUGGCGUGCUUUUUGUUCAGAUCGGUUUUUUGUAAGCAUGGAGGGUGAUAUAUCUAGAUUUCGGGGUGCUGGAUUGUUUGAUGUAGGUUAACGUUACGUUACCUACCUUUGCCUUCGUUGUCUCCCUGGUUGUUGAGCGAAGAAGCAACAAGGGAACAAGAAUUAAACCACGGCAUCUGGGGCCAAUACCGCAUGAUAACCUUUCAGUUUCAAAUAUAGAG